Messenger RNA from Frankliniella occidentalis (western flower thrips), 2556 nucleotides. Its product is annotated as E3 ubiquitin-protein ligase Hakai. Gene Ontology annotation, molecular function: ubiquitin protein ligase activity. The transcript has 6 exons. Gene Ontology annotation, biological process: protein ubiquitination; regulation of cell adhesion. Lineage: Eukaryota; Metazoa; Arthropoda; Insecta; Thysanoptera; Thripidae. The record is from RefSeq and is a predicted model, not a curated record. The coding region runs from base 137 to 1777 and encodes 546 amino acids.
UUUGUUUUUGUGUGUGCAUGUUGGCUGGCUCGUAACCGGUCGUGGGUCGAGAAGAGGUUAUGGACGUGUACAAGUUGUGCUGUUUAUUUUGAUAAGAAAUUUCCCCCAAGGAAAGCCCUUUGCCUGCAUUUUAACUAUGCGUGGAAAUCGUGCAAAUCGUCGAGCCAGAGGGAGAGGACGAGGUCGAGGUGGCAGGGGACGAAGCAGAAACAAGAAGGCAACGAAGACUAUUGAAAGUGAUGAAGAAGAUAUGCCAGUGCCGUCAGGAGAGGAAAUGGAAGAAGUUGAUGAGCAGCCUGUGAAGAAACAAGUACCAGGACCUGGGCCUGGGCCUGGGCAAGGUCAAGAACAGCAACGCUCUACUGUGGACAUGGAAGCUGAUAUAUCUCUGUUAGAGCCACCUACUUUUACUACUCUUAAUAGAGGACCACCAGAACCAAUGCUUCGUCUUAACUGGGAUCAUCGAGUUAAUCUUGUAGGAGAAAAAGUACUCAAUCCAAUGAUUCACUGUUGUGAUCAAUGUAACAAACCUAUUCUUAUCUAUGGACGGAUGAUUCCUUGUAAACAUGUAUUUUGUCUGAAAUGUGCUAAACAUGAGGAGAAAAUUUGCCCUCGUUGUAAUGACAAGGUCCAUCGUGUGGAACAAGUAGGACUUGGAACUGUUUUCAUGUGUGUUCAUGGUGGCUCAAGGUAUGGAGUUGUGGGUUGCCGACGCACAUACCUUUCUCAGAGGGACUUACAUGCCCAUAUUAACCAUCGGCACACAGUUCAAUCUUCAGACCUAAAUAAUUCCCAGUUCAAUUCUCAUUUGAAAGAAACAUCUGGUUUGGAAAAGCUUAUGACUGGAAGGUCUCCAAGCUCACAUCCUGUUCAUCAUUCUAUUUCUCACUCUGUAUCACAUCAAAGCUCUCACCCCUCUUCACAUGCUGUUUCUCACCCUUCUCAUCCCCCUCCUCAUCCUCCCCCCCAUACUGUCACUCAUUCCUCUCAUUCCCUGUCCCAUCCUCCAUCUCACUCCUUGUCCCAUUCUGUGCCUCACCCUAACCACUCUGUCUCGCACCCUCCACUUCACACAGUUCCUCACCCCUCAUCACAUUCCCACCCGCCUCCCCAUUCGCUUUCACACCCUCCUCCUCAUGCCAUGUCCCACUCUCACCCUGUGUCCCAUUCAUCUCAUUCAGUGCCGCAUUCUGCAGCACCACCCCAGUCCAGAGGGAAGUCUGAUUCCAGAGGCUCGGAUGUCAAUCAUCAUCGAAACCGAGGUGGCCCUUCUCCCCCACCUCCACCACCUCCUCCGUAUGCUCCCAUGCAACAUAGACCACCUAUGAUUGUUGCACCUCCUGGUUAUCCACAGUCAGCUCCACCGCCUACGCAGAACAGUAUGAGAACCAACCUUAUUACAGUACCAAUCCAGGAUGUGGAGAUGCCCCCAACUACUUAUCAUCAUCACUACAGCCAGCCUCCACCCACACAGUAUGCCCACUCUGGGUAUGCUGUGCCCCCUCACCAGCCCCCACCUAGCUAUUACCCUCCAGUGACUUACGCCACUGCUGUGCAACCACCUUAUGUCCCUCAAGCAGUGGCUCAAGGUGUUCCCCCAGGUGCAGUGUCUCAGGGAGUAGCUCCUGGUGUGCCUCCACCUGGCGUGCCUCCUCCCAGUAUGUCUGUUCGACCACCACAAUACCAUGAUAAUCAAUAUCGGACACCACCGCCAGUAGCUCAUGGACAACAGUGGCAAAUGAAUUCAAGUAACCCCCCACCUACAUAUUAUCGAUAAUAUUUUCUGCUGAGUCAUCUAAGAGAUGCUGUUACAUGAAGAGAGCUACUCGGUAUAGUUUUGAACUGCUACCAUGACAGAAUUAUGUGUACUUCAAAAUUACCGGGUAGACUAAUGAGUUUAAUAAUUUUGUGAGCAAACUUUAUUUGUACUUGAUGAAAUAUGUCCCGACUGGGGCAUUUGAUUUAUUAGUCCAAUCUGUACAAGUACUGUACUCAUGUAAGAAUGUUAAUUUUUCUUGACUGAUACCCAGAAAGAUAAGUUUUACUUUUCUCACUUUUGUACAAUGUUUAUUUGAUGUAUGUUUAUGGCUUAUUAUUUUCUGGGGUCUGUAUUAAAUAGUGUCUGACUUAGCGGCUGUGCAGGCCACAGCCUGUUAAAAUAGAAAUUUUUGUUUCUUUUGAUCCUUGUGUGUUAUGAUCAACUACUUAGUUCUCUUUCCUGUGUCUAAACCAGAGCUCUAUAUGGGUGUAUGUGCCGAUGUAGGGCUCUGGUUUUAAAUGUGGUUGUUGGAAGACCCCUUGAGGAAAGGGAUUUAAUGCUCAAGUCAUAUUUAUUGUUUACCAUUCUAUUAUCAAAAUGACCCACCCCAGGUAACAAGCAAAUAUAAUUUUUAUACCAUAUUUGCCCUGAAUAGGUGUAUAAGGUGCUUACUGAUGUAAAAUAUAAGAAUAUUAUUGAAAUGUUGUGCACAUUGUAAUUUUUUAACUCCAGUACCAAAUUAAUAUGUCAGUCCUGAUGAUGUAUUUGACUAUUAAACUGUUGGUUGUUGUCUUUAA